AUGUCUGACUUCCUUUCAUUUAUUUCACCCAAGAAAUCUUUAAAUUUCAGAAUUUUUGAAUCAAAUGAAUUUUCUUCAGAAAAAUCAAAAUCAACUUUAACUUCUUUACUUCAAAACAAUUUAUUUUCUUCCUUUGACAAUUAUUCAAAUAAUUUAAUUAAUAAACUUAGAAAAUUGAAAGAAAUUGUAAAUGAAGAUAAUUUUGUUUUAUCAAAUUUUAUUAAUGAACAGUUCAGAUUGUGUCUUUUCUAUUGGAGUUUAGGACUUUUUGAACUAGCCUUGACGGAGUUGGAUUCAUUAACUAGCUUUUUUGCUGAUUCAAUUCGUGCUUUGGCUCAGAAAAAUGAUUCAGCAUUAAAUUCAAUAAAUUGGUUAAAACAAUUACGCCCUCUUCCAUUAGAUAAAUGUUGUAUUCUCUUAAAUCAACAACUUUAUAACUCUUCUAAUGAUGAUUGGCAAUUGGUUAGAAUACAUGCACAUUUACUUUCACAUCAAAUUCUGCUUUCUGCAAGUCUACUCAGCCAUAGAUUAAACUUAGCAAAUACCCCCUCCUCCUCAACACAACAACAUUCACAAGAAAAUCAAAAUAUACAAACAAAUCAAGUUUUAGCAAUUAAAGGACUAUCAGAAAUACACUCAACAACUUCAAAUACAACAAUAACAACAACAGAUUCUUCAGCAAUUUCCUCCUCUUCUCUACAACCCCUUUCACAACCUUCCUCUACUACAACAACUUCUCAAUUAAAUACUUUACAACUUCGACACGAUUGUAUUUCAACAGUUUUAAAUUUAUCUAGAGAAACAUUUCAACGUUUAGAAGAAGAUUUACACAUUCUUUCAACAAAUUUUAAUUCUUUCCAUUUAAAUUUAAUUUUUAUUUUUUGGCAAGAAGAAAUUAUUAAAUUUGUUGAAUAUUUACUUUUUUCUUCGGUUGAUUAUGAAUUGGAAAAUAAAAAUUCUGUUUAUGAUGAAUUGGUAGUGAUGGAAUCUGCUAGUGCUUCUAAUGCUGCUUUUCUUUUGCAUAAGAAAGUUGAAGCACUUUACAAUUUGUACUUGCUACUUACAAAUACUAAAAAAAGUCAAGAGGUUACACUUGUUAGGCGAUGGUUACAACAAACUUCAUUGCCUUUAUCAACAGAAGAUGACACUAAUAAUAUUUUUAUUCCCGAAUCUUUUCGAAUUUUGAACGAUUUUUUCUGUAAUUCAAAUACAGAUUUGGAAAAAUUUAGAAUUUAUGUAAUCGAGGAAUUGUCUGAAGCUUUAAAUAUUUUCAAGAAGCAUAACUGGAUGGGACAUGUUGUUAAUUUGGAAAAUUGUAUUUCCACAAUUUCAAAGUUUUUUUUUCUAAUUUUUUUGAUUUUACAAUUGCUAAAAUUUUUAUUUUUUAGUAAUUCCAACGAAGAUUUAUAUAACCGAGAGAAGCAACAUUUAAAAAAACUUUUGUCAGGUGAUUCAUUAUUUCAAGUACAAGAGGUUGUUGACUAUUUGAAAAAUUUUUUGAAUGACUAUACAGAUCGUGCUGUUGAACAUUCAGACAGUGAAUUGUUAUUUGAUUGCAUACUUGUUCUCCUAACAUUAUUAAAAAAUUCAGUGACUGAUGAAUUUCAUGAUUACUUGUCUAAAUUAACAUCUCAGGAAAGAAUAAGAAAUAAUAUCUUUUGGUUAAAUUACAACAAUCAAAUAGGUUCUUCUUCAUAUCGUCCAUUUAUUCCAUUUCCAUUAAAAAUUAUCAGAAUAUGUUCACCCCCACUUUUUCGCUCUACAUUGCAUUCACCUUCAGAGCUUAUUUUGGAUAUUUACAAUUCUUUUAAUUUACAAUUUUCUAAUUGUAAAAUUAAAACAAUUUUUAAAAAAUUAAUUAAAACCAAAUCUAACAACCAACAACUUCCUUUAACUAAAAAAUUUGCUUUUCAACAAAAAUUACAAAUUGAAGAGAAUGAAAAUAUUUAUUCGUUGGAAUGUGUUGUGUGUACUAAAGAAGAAGAAAAAUUAGAAAAUAAUAAUAAAAAUGGAGAAAUUUUAAAUGAAAAUGUUGAUUGUAUUAUUGUUGAUGGAGAUGUUGAUUUAAUCGUUCCAGGCGUUAAUAAGUGUAUAUUUAAAAUUAAUGUAUGUUGUAAGUUCAAUAAUAUUUUUAAUAAACUUUUUACAAUUUGUAAACUUUUUUCCUUUUACAAUUCCACCUUUUUACAAUUUGUAAAAUCGAAAGAACUUUUUACAAUUUGUAGAAGGUUUAAAACUUUUUACAAAUUGUAA
Meloidogyne enterolobii is the source of this 2253-nucleotide messenger RNA. Lineage: Eukaryota; Metazoa; Nematoda; Chromadorea; Rhabditida; Meloidogynidae. The record is from the annotation of a GenBank genome assembly.